AGUGCAGCAACACUGUCUGUAUUGCUGCUUUGCAUACAUGCUCUUGUAUGUAAAUACAGUACUCAUGUUCUGAAUGCACUGAUCUCUGGAGGGAUGCAUUUGAAGCAUUUAUCACAACCUCCCUCCACCCACCCACCGAUUACUAGAUUAAUAGUCACUAAUAACCAUUAACAUGAACAUGCCAAAGUGCUUACACCCCCACCUCCCCAUCUCUCUCUCAUUUGCAAGGCAAAUGCACACCAGUACCACUCCCCUUCAUUUUUGAGCUUUAUGUAACCUCCCCUCUUGUAGUCUUCACAUCCAGCCUCUCAGCAUUAGGAGUUCUUCUGCUCUUGCUGUGGUGGCCAUCCAGUUUGCAGCCUCUGGCUCCCUAAGCAUGGCUGUUCAGCUUGUGUUAGCUCUGCUGGCUCUCUUCAGCCUGAGUGCUGCAUCUGAGCCUGACUGUGAAGAGCUCGUCAAACCUCUGUCACUCGAGGACCGGAGCCCGAUUUAUGGGAAAUGGAUUUUUCUUGCUGGGACCUCAGACAAUGAAGACUUCCUGAAGCACCUUAAAACUGUCAAUAACUCCUGGAUUGAAUUGUCACCCUCAUCUGACAGCAAUGUAGUGAAUCUGCGCUGGGGAGACAAAAUAGAUGGAAAAUGCAUUCAUGGGGAGACCAAUUCCACUUUUUCAGGAAACACCACUAAGGUGACUUUCAACUUUAACAUGUCCACGAGUGACCAUGUUGGGAAGUACCUGCAGACUUGCCGUGACUGCAUCCUGUGGACCGACAACUCUGAGAUGGUGACAAACGGGGAAGCAAAGAAAGGCCGAAACCUCUACUUCUUCACAAAGACUGGGAAAGUGGAGGAAUCUCAGAUGGAGGACUUCAAGAAACAGGCGGCCUGUCUCAAAUUUCUCUCCGAGUUCCACUUUGGAGAAAUAACAGAGCUGUGCCCUGAUGAGAAGGAGGCUGCCUCACCAGCAAACGAAGACUAACAAUAGAAAGAACACAUUUUAAAGGAAGUGCUGUCAUCUGUUCCCCGCACCGAUACUGAGACCUCUCCACAUCCCGAAGUUAUUCCACCAGUCAUAUUUGCAUGCCAGUGUGCUCUCUUAGAUGUGCUUAGUUAAGUCCCAGUGGCACUCACAUGUAUCACAGAUGUCUUGUUAGAUGUAAGGAGACCAUCCUCUUUACUCUGCAGGUUGGUUUGUUUGACACAGUUGAGAUUGUAUUUAAGAUUGCUCCUGCCUUGAAUAGACAAAGAGCUGCUUGGCCUACUGAAGUUAUUCCUUGUCAGAUUUGCCAUUUAGAUGUGCUUUUGUUGUAUUAAAGAGAAUUCAAGAGA
This is a messenger RNA of Myripristis murdjan (pinecone soldierfish), 1329 nucleotides long. RefSeq lists its product as uncharacterized. The coding region runs from base 377 to 979 and encodes 200 amino acids. The record is from RefSeq and is a predicted model, not a curated record. The transcript has 6 exons. NCBI's taxonomy places the organism in Eukaryota, Metazoa, Chordata, Actinopteri, Holocentriformes, Holocentridae.